Molecule: messenger RNA, 1272 nt
Organism: Cladophialophora bantiana CBS 173.52
Lineage: Eukaryota; Fungi; Ascomycota; Eurotiomycetes; Chaetothyriales; Herpotrichiellaceae
Exons: 3
Coding region: 1-1272 (423 amino acids)
Molecular function (GO): GTP binding
Source: RefSeq, a predicted model, not a curated record
AUGGACCAGCCGACCGAGAUGCUUUCGGCAGAAACCAAGAGAUGCCUAGCGUCUAUGAGAUGUCGCAGAGCUGUCAAGGCCCGUGUGAUUAUCGUUUUUGGUAAAACUGGUGCGGGAAAAUCGUCACUAGUGGAGGCUGUCACCGGCAGGACAGGGCUGUCUGGUGACUCAGUGAACUCAGUCACUACAGCUUGCGAAAUAGCUGUGACAUGCAUAAACCAGGAAGACUACUACCUAAUCGACACACCUGGGUUUGACGAUGACAACACGGCAUGGGACACGUUCAGUAAGAUUAUGGAGAUGAUAGAGGAGAUACGCGGGAUUGCCACCAUUGUUGGUGUAUGGUAUGUUGUUGACAACAGUCGCCCCCGUGAUGAAGCCUUCGAAAGAACUCUUCGCAGCUGGCUUGCUGCUUUCUGUGGGGAGGAGUUCUUUCCUUACCUCACCAUCAUUACCACAUUCUGGGAUUGUCGAACUCGGCAGGACACGGAGAAGCUCGAAAAGCGUCUCCAACAGCGAAAACAGCUUUGGAGCCCAUUUCUUGACCACGGCGCCAAAACUUAUGAGCAUGGCAAGGUAUACGAGAAUGGAGUGGCGAGGGGACAGUUUCUUUCUUGGGAGCAUCAGCAGUCCGAACUAGCCACCCAAGCCAGAUCAGUCGUUGCUCGAGUUUGCCAUGAGCUCCCGAGUGUGCAACCACGUUUAUUCAGAGAGCUCGGCGAGAAUUCAUCUUACGAAAACACCACGGCAGCCAACGUCCUCCGCCAAGCAAGGUCGCCCCCUUCAGCCGGGAGAGAUGUCCCAGGGGAGAACUCAGAGAGGCAGUCUGCUCGAAAUACCUCUUCAGCAGACUGGAGUCAAAAACCCUCUCAAAGUCAGGCUCAACCCAAUAACCAGCAACCGUCUGAAAAUCAACACCAACACACUCACAUGCCUCAGCAAUCGCGGGGUCAAAGUCAACAGAAUAACGGAAACUUGAAUUCCUCGGAUUGGGUUGGCCCCCUCUUUCGAAUAGGUCUUCACUUUUUGGAGCAAGGCAUACAAGCUGGAUAUUCACCAGGUGCAUCCAGUGCACCAGGAGGAUUCACCCAUCGCAGUUCAGAUGGCUUCAAUUCAAAGGUGUCACUGGUUGACUUUCUAAACGAGCGAGGACAAGACUCCAGCCUUGGUGCGCGUGAGGUGCUUGCGCAAAAAUUCAAUAUUAAGGGUUCGCCCGGCAGUCCUAAGUGGAAUGGAGAUAUUCUCAGAAAACUCUGGUCGAUGGAGAACUAG